AGAUGAGUGACAGCAGGAGCGCGAGACAGAUGACACGGACACAACAUGAAAUGAUCUGAAUGAUCAGUGUGUGGAGAUGAUGCUGAUGCACAAACUCACUGAAAUGGACAUUUGUGCCGAUGUCUGGAGUGAUGAUGAUGAUGAUGAUGUUCGCGGUUGAUUUGCAGGAACGCGCUGUUCGGGCAUCAUGAGGAAACACUGAUUCACAUCAUUCAUGUCGGACUGAAACAUUCGAGAAUAACAGCAACAACACGGUCAACUUCACACACACACACACGCGCACACAGCACGAGAGAGAAGCGAGCAAGAUGGGUGUGUGUGUGUCUGGUGUUCCUCAAGAGAGCAGCCGAUCUUCAGCACUCGAGCUCACGUCUUCCAGAUCGACCCGAACACUAAGAAGAACUGGCUGCCCACCAGCAAACAUGCGGUCACUGUGUCGUACUUCUACGACAGCACACGCAACGUCUACCGCAUCAUCAGCCUUGAUGGGUCAAAGGCGAUCAUCAACAGCACCAUCACUCCAAACAUGAACUUCACCAAAACAUCACACAAGUUCGGUCAGUGGGCGGACAGUCGCGCCAACACCGUCUACGGGCUCGGCUUCCCGUCUGAAGCUCAUCUGAGUAAAUUCGCAGAAAAAUUUUCAGAGUUUAAAGAAGCGGCGCGAUUAGCAAAAGAGAAAUCUCAGGAGAAGAUGGAGUUAACCAGUUCACCAUCACAGGAAUCGGCGACGGACCUUCAGUCUCCAGUGACUCCUGAGAGCAUCAACGGAACAGACGAGCGAGUGACGCCAGACGCCGCGUUUAACGCCGAGAGCCGCGCAGAGCCAAACGCUGUACCGUUCCCUCACAGCUCGACGUCCAUCACUAAACACUGGGAGGCGGAGCUCGCGACACUGAAGGGAAACAACGCCAAAUUAACGGCAACGCUGCUCGAGUCCACCGCUAACGUCAAACAGUGGAAACAGCAGCUGGCGGCGUAUCAGGAGGAGGCCGAGAGACUGCACAAACGGGUGACAGAGCUGGAGUGUAUCAGUGGACAAACAACGGGCAUCAAAACACAGAAAACUGAACUGAAUCAGACCAUUGAAGAGCUUGAAGCUGAACUCAAAGCCAAGGAGGAGGAACUGGAGAAGCUGAAAGAGGAAGUCGAAAACGCUGACCAGCUACAAACACAGAAAGAUUCACUCACACAGAAGCUGCAGGAGACGGAGUUGCGGAAUGCAGAGUUGGAGUCUCAGCUGUUGGAUCUAGAACAGCGUUUGGAGAACAGUCAGUCGGAGGACGGAGCGUUCCGGAAGAGUCUGCGCUCGCUGCUGGAGCUGCUGGACGGAAAGAUCUUUGAGCUGACAGAACUGCGCGACAGUCUCGCUAAACUCCUUGAGAGCGGCUGCAGUUAAAGACACAGCAGCGGCGGCAGCGCCCUCUAGAGGACAACACACGCGUUUCUAACAGUCACAUUAAAGAUGAAUCAGCGGUGUUCUUAAAACUGGAAUCACGAAAUAAAGGGAUGGAAGGAUGAUUGACAGCUCAUAUCUGGCACCGACAGACGUGAAACUGCUGCAUCGGUCAACAAAUGUGUUUUCAAGAGGAACUUUAUUACGUCAGCUAGAAAACAAUCCUGCAACUCUUCCACACUGAACUUCCACGACCUGAGCAAUACAAACCAAACACAAGAACAGCUAUUCACUAUCAGGUAUUUUACUAUAUCACUCUUUUCUGAAAGAGAAAACACUCACACACACACACACACACACACACACACACACACACACACAAGCACGCACU
Messenger RNA from Xyrauchen texanus (razorback sucker), 1787 nucleotides. RefSeq names its product homer protein homolog 1 (gene homer1). The transcript has 10 exons. Gene Ontology annotation, biological process: G protein-coupled glutamate receptor signaling pathway; regulation of store-operated calcium entry. NCBI's taxonomy places the organism in Eukaryota, Metazoa, Chordata, Actinopteri, Cypriniformes, Catostomidae. Gene Ontology annotation, cellular component: dendrite; plasma membrane; cytoplasm. The record is from RefSeq and is a predicted model, not a curated record. Gene Ontology annotation, molecular function: G protein-coupled glutamate receptor binding. Bases 527 to 1399 code for a protein of 290 amino acids.